AUGCCUAGAGCUAAAAGCCUUUUGCUGCAUCGCCCGAAAUCCAUAACCGCCACCAAGACCCCACGUACUUUAAAGCCACAAAAAGCUAGGAAACUUAUACGCAGAUAUCAUGUAUUGCAAAAACAGCGAGCUACAUUAUUGAGGAGAAUCAUACAAGCUCAACCGGAAAAACUUGGCUUGGAUUCAAGUUCAGAACUUGCAAAGUAUCUCAAAAAGGAGUACCCACAGCAUCUAAAAAUUUAUGUUAUUCACAGGGAAAGAGCUCAAAAAUCUGGGAACUUAACCAAUUCGGUCGAUGAUGAGAACUCAGAUAUCCAUAAAAUAUGUGCUCAAUUAGGCGACAUCGACGGAGAAAUUGCUAGCUUGGGAGGAAUAGAAGCAUACCAGGUUGCAUCUACGCAAGGACAGGACAGUUUACGAGGUGGAGACUCUUCUAAAAAGCUUGUAGAAUGGCUAAAAGCUAAUUAUACCUCCACAAUUUCUGGCUCCAACAUGUUAAAUGCUCUUGAAAUCGGAUGUCUAAGUGCCAAUAAUGCCAUAUCAACCUCCAAGAUUUUUCUGGAAGUCAUCAAGAUCGAUUUGAAUUCGCAAAACCAGUCCAAGAUUCUACAACAGGAUUUCAUGCAAAGACCAAUGCCCAAAAAUGACUCUGAAAAAUUCAAUUUGAUUUCCUGCUCACUCGUUAUCAACUUUGUUCCCUCUCCAAGUCAAAGAGGUGACAUGCUCAAAAGAAUAACCCAAUUUUUGAAACCUCCUAGAAAUGGUAGUAUGAGCACACUUUUCAUGGUUCUACCAUUACCGUGCGUCUCAAACUCUCGCUAUUUUGAUCAUCAGUCUAUGGAUGAGAUUAUGAAUGCUUUAGGAUUCACGAAAACUUGCUACUACGAAGCAAAGAAAAUAGCAUACUGGUUAUACGAUUGGAAUGGAAAUGUCAAACACGACUACACUUUCCACAAAAAAGAGAAGCAUACAGGAACAAAACGGAAUAACUUCUGCAUCACGCUCUAA
Meyerozyma guilliermondii ATCC 6260 is the source of this 1008-nucleotide messenger RNA. RefSeq names its product 25S rRNA (adenine2142-N1)-methyltransferase. Gene Ontology annotation, molecular function: rRNA (adenine) methyltransferase activity. The transcript has a single exon. Bases 1 to 1008 code for a protein of 335 amino acids. Lineage: Eukaryota; Fungi; Ascomycota; Pichiomycetes; Serinales; Debaryomycetaceae. Gene Ontology annotation, cellular component: nucleolus. The record is from RefSeq and is a predicted model, not a curated record.